This is a messenger RNA of Neltuma alba, 1740 nucleotides long. RefSeq lists its product as uncharacterized. Gene Ontology annotation, molecular function: ferrous iron binding; broad specificity oxidative DNA demethylase activity; oxidative RNA demethylase activity. Gene Ontology annotation, cellular component: cytoplasm. Gene Ontology annotation, biological process: oxidative RNA demethylation. The record is from RefSeq and is a predicted model, not a curated record. Bases 105 to 1553 code for a protein of 482 amino acids. The transcript is spliced from 4 exons. NCBI's taxonomy places the organism in Eukaryota, Viridiplantae, Streptophyta, Magnoliopsida, Fabales, Fabaceae.
GCGAAGCCGUGACUUCCAACGCUUCGGUAUCACUGCUUCUCACGUUUAAUUGAUUCCGUUUACCGAGAGUCUCGAACGCCGAAGUUCAGAACGCUUGGCUUACCAUGAUCAUAAGUAUCUUUAAUCGCCAAAUGAUGAACACUCUCACUCUGCCAUUGUCGUUUCUUUCUCGGCCGUCGUUGGGUCGCUACGUUUUCCGCCAAAUUUCUCUUAGUUUUCCGCGUUCGGCGAUGAUGAGCAACGGCUGGAAUAGCGCUAAACCUGUUCUUGAGGACUCUGAUGGUUUUGCAGGUUGUGGUCCGCAAUUUUGUGGCAAUACUGAAGAGUGCACUAUGAUGCAAGUACCUCCAAAGAAACCAUGUCAAGGAAAAUGUAUAAUGAUUGGCUCUCUUCCCGUAACACUCCCACUACCAAAUAAUACGAAUCUGCAUGGUUCUUCGUCACGCCCCUUCUUAACUAUUAGCAACACAUGUACUGAAUCUAGGAUUAUGUCAAAUCCUCUUCAUUCUGUACAAUCAAACAUACGCUUAAUGCACACAAAUACGGAUAAAAACCCGUUGCCUGGUUUUAGUCCUAGUUCUGCAAGUCAUAAUAGUAUGUCCCCUGCUGAGAGAUCUCGAUCAUCAAACAUUACAAGAUAUCAAGAGAAAUCAUCUUUCCCUAAUCAUUUAGGGAAGAACAGUGAGGUUGGUUAUGUCGAGAGGCGUUCUGCUCAAAGAAAUUUGAAUAAUGCCCUGGCUGGUUACAAGGUAGAUCCACCAGAUAUUAAACCUUUUGACAUCUGUGUUCAUAGAAGGCGUAAUUCUGGUUUGAAUAGUUCUUUGCAUUCAAACAAGGGAAGGUGCACUGAGAUGCAGGAGGGAUUAGCAGAGAAGAUGAUACUGAAGCCUGGGAUGGUUCUGUUGAAACAUUACUUAUCCCCCAAGAAUCAGGUCGAAUUAGUUAGGACUUGUCGUAAGCUUGGCCGGAGACCCAGGGGAUUCUACCAGCCAGGUUACAAGGAUGGGGCAAAACUCCGAUUGCAAAUGAUGUGUCUUGGUCUGGACUGGGAUCCUCAGACCAGAAAAUAUGGAAAUAAACGAUUGAUUGACGGUUAUGAACCCCCAAAUAUUCCUAACAUGUUCCAGGGCUUGGCCAGUAUGGCAAUUAAAGAGGCACAGAAUCUCUGCAAGAAGAAAUUCAGCGUAACCAAUGUGGAAGAUAUACUCCCUUCAAUGUCUCCAGACAUAUGCAUAGUCAAUUUUUAUUCUGCCCAUGGAAGGCUUGGUCUUCAUCAGGAUCGUGAUGAAAGUAGAGAGUCUCUGCGUAGAGGAUUGCCUGUUGUGUCCUUUUCCGUGGGAGAUUCUGCAGAAUUUCUAUAUGGGGAUGAGAGGGACGUGGAGAAGGCAGAGAAGGUUCUUUUAGAAUCAGGAGAUGUAUUGAUAUUUGGUGGUGAAUCUCGACUUGUGUUUCAUGGUGUUUCGUGUAUCAUUCCAAAUUCAGCUCCAAGGGAAUUGUUGGAAGCUACAGGGCUUCGUCCUGGUCGCCUAAAUCUUACGUUCAGACAAUUCUAAAGCCUUAAUCGCACAGUUGUACAUAUAAGUUGUUUACAGUUGUUUAAUAUGUCAUUAACUUAGCCCUGUAGUCAGUCCCUAGGAGACUUCUGGUCGAGUAGUUCUUACAGUUUGAAGCUGUGGUUAACAUUCUUGUCAUUUUUUGUGUUGUGUUGAUUAAUAUAGAUCUCCAAUAAUUGUAGUUCUA